Messenger RNA from Populus trichocarpa (black cottonwood), 2553 nucleotides. RefSeq lists its product as uncharacterized. The transcript has 7 exons. The record is from RefSeq and is a predicted model, not a curated record. Bases 91 to 2307 code for a protein of 738 amino acids. Lineage: Eukaryota; Viridiplantae; Streptophyta; Magnoliopsida; Malpighiales; Salicaceae.
CUUUCUAUUCAACAAAACCACGACACACUAUUUUCUUUUCUUUCACAAAACAUCUCUCUAAAAGCUAGAAGAGAAAUCAAGAAGACAACAAUGGCUGCCGAUUAUGCAUUCAGGGAGGGAGAUGUGGAGAUUGAUGAGGGGCUUGGGUUCCCAAGAGCCUAUGCAAAGCUUUGUAGAGAUCGUGGUGUUGUUGGGACUUAUAGCCAUGGCCCUCCUUUCGCUUUCAUUCCAUAUGCAAUGCAGCAACAUGAGAUCUCGAGAGCAAGCGAAUUAGAACAGAUGUUUCCAAUUAUUGAACAAAAAGCAAAACAAACUGCCAAGCCCAAGAUUUUUAUCAGCCUCUUGUGGAAGCAGCUCAAUCAUCUAGGGAAUGCUGGAUUUGAUCCUGCAGUAAUCCGAGUGGACCCAUAUGGCAAUGUUCUAUAUUUUCAUGCUGAUAAAGCCUCACCUCUUGCUUGGGAAAUUGAUCACUGGUUCCCUUGCCCAAGGGGGGGAUUGACAGUUCCAAGCAAUUUGAGGAUACUACAAUGGCAAGUGUGCAAGAGAAAGCAUAACAAGUUAGAGUUUCUUGUUCCGUGGUGGGAUCUUCAGCUGGGAAUCUCUGUGAACCAGUUCUUAUCCAUCUUUGCGUCUUCCAACUCAGAUUUCAGGCACAGGGCGUUUUCGUUUUUGUUCUCAGAAGGAGAAAGUGAGGAACUAAAUGCUUCCCAGAGUGUAGAGUCACAUUCUUUUCCACAACAUUUCAUUGAAUCGAGAGAGAAACUAGGCCUUGCUCCAGCUGCUGUUGUUGUAUCUCGAAGAGAAUCAUAUGAUUCUUCUUUGGCUUUGAAAUCAUUGGAUUACAACAGGCAGAUGAGGUCGCAUUCUCCUGCAAUUGCUUCAAGAAAAGUGAAGCCAAGUUUUCUGAAAGAAAAUGAGGACCCCGACUUUGUCACAAAUCCAUAUCAAGCAAUUGUCUUGGCCAGAGAUUCUCUUAAGCAAAAAGAAGAAGCUCACAAGAUGCAGGCUGAAAUACUGGGUUUGGACGACGAAGUUAAUGAAAUAAAGAGAAAGACUGAUGAGGAAAAGCUUACUAUUCAGGACUUGGAAUUGACACUGAUAAAGCGUAGGAGGAGGGCAGAGAAGUGCAGGCGGCUAGCAGAGGCACAAUCUUCAUACAGAACUAUGCUAGAGAAGAUGAUUCGUGAUGCUAUGCACCAGAGUGUUGUUUACAAGGAACAAGUGAGACUGAAUCAGGCUGCAUCCAAUGCACUCAUGGCAAGGCUUCAAGCGCAGAAGGCAAUAUGCGAUGCUUCAGAGAAAGAACUCCACAAGAAAUACAAACAAAGGGACGAGCUUGAGAAACAAAUUAGGCCUGAAUGGGAACAAGGAAGGAAGAGAUCAAGAAUGGAUGAUAUCUUACCUGAAGAUGGAGACCAUAAAGCUACAUUUUAUUUACCAGGAAUCAGGCCAAGGACACCUUUACACAAGGAGCUCAGAGUGUUUCUAGAGGAGGAGCAGAAAGCAUCUGAGGCUGGCUUGUCUGCUAACGAAGAAUCAAAACAUGGCGAAAUUGAAGAGGAACUCAAACAACCUGAAAUGACUAUCAUGAAGGAAGAGCAUAAUAAAUCAAUUACCCCAUUCGAAAAUGAAAUUCCAAUUGAAUAUAAGCUUCGGGCACUGGAAAUAGGAGAGGGAAAGAGAGACAAAAUUCAAUUCCCAGUUAUCCAAGACCAAGAAAUAGAGGAGGAUGAAGAGAGCAGAAAGCAACGUGGAAAGGGAAAUGUAGAGAGGUGGCUGCAAUUGUUGUUAGAGAAUUCUGGAGAAGAGAUUGAACCUCAAAACUCAAACGGCUCUGGAGCAAACACAUCUGAUGACAUCAUUACAAAGCUGAACCAAAAGUUCCCACAGAAAGAGGCCAAGAGCUCAACACAGGUCCAGGGGGAGAAGCCGCAACUAAUUUUACAAGGAAAUGAUAAAGGAACGAGGGUACAAGAGAUUGUUGAGAUAGAACCAAACAAAACACCGAAAGAAAAAGGAAAUGGCAGUGUUGGUGGUGGUGAAGCAAUUGGAAGUAGCAACAGUUUUGAAGGGAAGGAAAGAAUAGAGAGCAAAAAAGAAAGAGUGCUUACAAGGUCUGAGAGUGCCAGGACAUUGCGGCGUAUCCCAUCCUCUCCAUCUUUGAUCUUGGGUAUGAGAAAGGGGGUUGAAUGCAUGAGGAAAAAGCCCAUGGUAACUGGAGAUGAUGACUAUGACGGGGAUCGUGCUGCAGGGAACAGCUUCAUCAAGUCAUCCAUCAAGACUAUCAAGAAAGCAGUAAAAUUCUGAAACUGCAAUUCCACUUGUUCAAAUCCAUUUGUAUUGUACCUUAAAUUUUUCUUUUCUAUUUUUUCAAACUUUAUAGAGUGCUGCUAGCAAUGGCAGCAUCAGAUGAAUAAUUGUGUGGAAAUUUGUAUUGUAUAUCCUAAAGUGUCUUUGAUUUUUGUAUGAGAUUGGUUGUGAGAUAUAUGUAAUAACAGCUAGUUGUUUUUGCAAAUAAAUGUGAUUCAGCUAAAUUCAUUUUCCCAGUAAAAA